Messenger RNA from Hydatigera taeniaeformis, 1818 nucleotides. Lineage: Eukaryota; Metazoa; Platyhelminthes; Cestoda; Cyclophyllidea; Taeniidae. The record is from the annotation of a GenBank genome assembly.
AUGCCUGAUGUAAACCCAGACGCUGACGAUCUGUCGGGAGGAAGGGCGGAUAAUCUUCAAGAAUGGUCAGUAAUGCGGAGAUUGAGUGAGCAACUGACUGAGGCUACUCUUGCGGCUAUGCAAAAAGCCGAUGCAAGCUUUCCUGGCAAGCCUCUUCUUGAUGUACCCAUUCUGGCCUGUCCUAAAUGCCAUAAACCGGAACCGCUCUAUAGCAAUGAUGCUUUAAAUGAAAAAGGCCAGCAUUCUAAUUGGCACGCGGGAUUACAAAGAUGCGGUCGCUCAAAAAGCAUCGCUCUCUCAGGUUUGGAUCGUGGCUGUAACUACUGCACAGCCUAUUAUUAUCAGAACCCUUUGAAGGACUAUAUUUGGUCUAGACCAAGCGUUCACUCCAGUCGAGCACCAACAUGGCAACAACACUACUCAUUUCAGUCUCGUUGCUCCAGUGUGACACCAGUUAAUAUUGACAUUGGUGACAUACCGGCCAUGAGUGGAUUAUAUCGAGACGUAAAACUUCCAGGUCUCAAUAUUACCAAAGGAGCCCAGAGAAGAUCUAGUUCUUUGAUCGAGAUACCGACUAAGUCGUCACAACACACACAAACGAUUUUCUCCAGCAUAACGUCAGGCAAUGACUUCAGCAGCGCUGGAAAUAAGUCAAGGUAUCAAUUAAAAUCUGGCUCUAUGUAUUCAAAACAUGCCUCCGGGUUGCGGUUUCAAUUGCCUCCUGCACUUCAGCGGACAAAGUCCUUUCGUAAGCGUGGACUUGACUUUGGACUGCGGAAGACUUUAUCCGUAACCAACGCAAUAGUUCGUAUGCCCAUUGAAUCUGCAACCCCCUCUAGCAAGAAAAACUUGGAUACCUCAACAGGAGAUGCAACAAAAUACCUCCUCUUCAGUAACACUACAUCUUCCCCUUCUAUACCCAAACAAACCCCGAAUACGUCAGCAGCUCCAUCUAUUAAGGUAGCACAAAAUAAUAAAACAAUUAUCCUUCACAAUGAUUUGUACAAUGCUUCUGAAUCAGGAAGUUUGCAUUCCUGGCCAGCUGGACACACUGCAAGCACAAUGUGUAAUGAGGAUGAGGAGGCAUCAGGUGAAACGUUGAGGAAUCACAGAGUGUCCAUGCCGAGGAAGCACAGCCUUUCGGAUGGAUACAUUGCACAAGUAAAAACAUUUGCAGUAGGUGGUGAAACAUCCAACCUAGUGGAAGAUGAGGCUCAAACACGACCUGGUAAGAGGGAUGUGCAGUUACAGACAAUGGAGGACUUUGAAAAAGAAAUUAAAUCCAGUUUCAACAUUCCGCGUAUUCUAAAUGAGGAGGAUCAAACGAAGGAACCAGACGAGGGCCUCAAUUGGGAAAGUCCCAGUGGAAUGGAUGAUACGUCAAAACAACGUUCUAAGGAAUACUGGAAAGAACAAUUUUUGUUGUUUUUUCAACCUUCGGAUAACAAGUUGGCGAAGAAAUUAUUUGGCACAAAGGUGGCACUGAAUAAGGAGCGUUCUAGACAACGAAAACAGGGUAAAUGGAUUAUUCACCCGGCGAGUAACUUUAGAUUUUACUGGGACUUGCUGAUGCUCGUUUUGCUCAUUGCGAAUUUGAUCAUACUUCCAGUUUUCAUCUCCUUUUUUCUUGAAGACUUGGGGUUUCAGGCAAUAUGUUUCAACUGUGUCUCCGACACCAUCUUCCUUUUGGAUAUUGUUGUCAACUUUCGAACAGUGAUUAAUUUGGGACCUGACAAAAAUGAGGCGCCGCCCUCAUUGAAGGAUGAAAGGACUUCUAAACUCACUUAUGCUCUUAAAAUAGAUGUGGUUACAAUUUAG